AAGCUUAAAACCUUCUACUAUCUUGCUAAACAUAUUUUUAUGCAGCCUUAAAGUCUAUCUUGGCCAAGCCUAAAAACUCAAACUAUUGUUUCAUGUCCUUGCUUGCAGUACUAUUGUAACUUUUCUACUUUCAGGCUUUGCAGCUGCAGCUAGCUCCAAGUUCUCUGCUUUUGCUGUUUCUGAGGCUUGCUUUCACAGCUUCUGAAAGUCUUCUUACCUUUAGUAUUUCCCACAACUGAGCACUUGCCCUGUGAACUUUGCCCAGCUCCAGAGGGAUCCGUGCACUGCCUGGCCGGAAAUCAGCAGGUGACUGAUUCCUUAGGUGCACACCUGAUUCCUUCCCCUCACCAUCUGAUAAAACACCAUAUAUCAUGAGAACAUUUAUUAAAUCAUGGAUUCCUCAGUGUUUGUGGAUUCUCAAGUCACCUUCCAGAACACUCCAUGGAAACAACAGGCUUCUUACAUCUCAGAUUCUUUCCUAUUAUGAAUCAAUAAACCAGGGCAAAAAGGAACUGCCAGAAUAUUUCAACUUUGCAAGUGAUGUCUUAGAUGAGUGGGCACGACUGGAAAAGGAUGGAAGAAAACCAGCAAACCCAGCUUUUUGGUGGGUCAAUGAUGAGGGAGAGGAGGUGAAGUGGAGCUUUGAGGAGCUGGGCUCUCUGUCCAGGAAGGCAGCCAAUGUUCUUUCUGAGGCCUGUGGUUUGCAGAGAGGUGACAGAGUUGUAGCAGUUCUGCCUCGUGUUCCUGAGUGGUGGCUCCUCAACGUGGCCUGCAUGCGAGCAGGAAUUGUUCUUAUUCCAGGAACAUCUCAACUAACAGCCAAAGACAUCUCAUACCGACUCCAGGCUUCAAAGGCCAAGUGCAUCAUUACCGAUGACACGCUGGCACCUGCAGUGGAAUCUGUCCUGCCAGGCAGCCAGUUCCUGAAAAGUAAACUCAUUGUAGGCCAAGGGAGCAGGGAUGGGUGGCUGAACUUCAAAGAACACCUUGCGGUUGCAUCUGCUGACCAUCAAUGUGUCAAGACAAGGAGCCAAGACACAAUGCUGAUCUAUUUUACCAGUGGAACUACGGGCUUCCCAAAAAUGGUGGUGCUCUCCCACAGCAGUUAUGGCAUCGGAUUUGCAAUCAGUGGCAGGUAUUGGAUGAACUUGACUCCUUCAGAUAUAAUGUGGAAUACCUCUGAUACUGGCUGGGUAAAAGCAGCUUGGAGCAGUGUUUUUGGACCAUGGAUCUGUGGAUCCUGUGUCUUUGUACACAAUAUGCCACAGUUUAAAUCAGAAGUUAUUGCAGAGACUCUCUCAAGGUACCCCAUCACCACCUUCUGCACGGCUCCCACUGCCUUCCGCAUGCUGGUCCAACAUGAUGUGAGCAGCUACAAGUUCAGGAGUCUGAAACAUUGUAUAACUGGAGGGGAAGCACUCAAUCCUGAAGUGUUGGCGAAGUGGAAAAUCCAGACAGGGCUGGAUAUCCAUGAAGGUUAUGGCCAGACCGAAACAGUGACAAUCUGUGCCAAUAUGAAAGGAAUGAAAAUUAAACCCGGCUCUUUGGGAAAAGCUGUUCCCCCUUACGAUGUGCAGAUCGUAGAUGACCAAGGGGCUGUUGUGCCUGCAGGACAAGAGGGCACCAUUGCUGUCCGAGUGCAGCCCACACGACCCUUCUGCCUCUUCUCCGAGUACUUGGAUAAUCCAGAGAAGACUGCUGCCUCUGUGCGUGGAGAUUUUUAUCUCACUGGGGACAGAGGCACUAUGGAUGAAGAGGGAUAUAUCUGGUUUGUUGGAAGAGGUGAUGAUAUCAUUAAUUCCGCUGGGUACCGCAUUGGCCCGUUUGAGGUGGAGAGUGCACUGAUAGAGCACCCAGCAGUGGCAGAGGCGGCUGUGGUCAGCAGCCCCGACCCAGUGCGAGGGGAGGUGGUCAAAGCCUUCAUUGUUUUAGCUCCUGCUUUUGUAUCACACGAUCCUGAAAAAUUAACUCUUGAACUUCAACAGCAUGUCAAGAAGGUGACUGCACCUUACAAGUAUCCAAGGAAGGUGGAGUUCGUUCAGGAUCUGCCAAAGACAGUCUCUGGGAAAAUCCAGAGAAAGGUUCUAAAGAACAAAGAGUGGGCAAAAGUAUCUGGAAAAGAGUGAUCUAGAAAACGACGAGAGAAAUUCUUCAUCAUGUGUAGCAGCCAUAACACAUGACACAGAGCAGGUUGUCAUGACCCAGAGCAGAACGAGAACAUCAUGAAAAACAAAUUGUGGAAAGAAAAGGAGAAAACAUUCUUGAGGAUAUGUGGCAUUGGAACCACUUUUGCCAUCAACCUACAUAUUUUCAGAGGAAAGGAAGUGCAAGUAAUUCAAAGUGUGGAAUGAGUGAGAGAGAAAGACAAACUCAGGAGCAUACAGAGGUCUAAUUUGUUUUACUGCAGUUUGUAUAAACAUCUUCCUUUAAAAAAAUGGGUGAAACUACAAGGCUUUGAAAAUUACAAAUAAAUGAAAAAAUAAUAAAAAGAUACAUUUGUCCUGAUGUGGACAGCAGCAAUCAAUUAACAUCCAAAAUCUACUACUGUAAUAGUAUCAAGUUCUUUCAGAGUGGAAGGAAAUAAACUAUUCUUUUUAAUGCUUCUCUUCAUCAUGAGGAAUUUGUCAUCUACGUAAAUGGUUAAACUGGAGGAAAAAGAAGACCCAAAAUGCUUUAGGUUAAGGUGCAAAUUACGCACAAUUAACAAUGGUGUAAAUGAUUACAAGAAAAAAGUUACUCCACAGAAGGAGCUUUGCUGCUUGGUCUGUUUUGUGCCACAUUCUGAUCUCGUCACUCCAGAAGAAGUGGGCAAUAAAGGCAGAAAGGUUUCACUCCAAAACCUCCAUGAAGGAGUGCUCAGCUUUCACCUCUCCAGGGAACAGCUGAUCUUUGCAGUGCCUCAUAUGGGCAGCAUGUGCUGAAAGGUGAGUGAAAUGAAUGAAGAGGAUCUCUCCCAGCAACUCCUGAUCUCUCCUGUCCACAGCAGACAGGUCAGGAAAAUGGCAUUUAUCUGAGCUCCUCCUGUUCUUGAUCACUGAGCAAAGCAAAUGGCAUUUAAUCAGGAAUAACCAUUUCUGAUUCUCAGUAUGAGAACUUUGCCAUUACUAGGUCUUUCCUCGGUUUGCUGUCUUCAUUUGCACCUCUACAUUUGCAGCUGAGAAAGUGCUAAAAACUUGAAGGUUCUCAGUCUUCUUGGCAGAUGUUUUUGCAGAGCACUUAGGAAUCCUAAACUUCAAAUGUUUCAUCUUGUCAGUCUUGAAUAUCGUUUCCCUAAAUAGUCCUUAAUAUUAUGUCCCUCCUCUGUCUCUCAUAGGCUGUUGUGUAGAUUUUAUCAUUGUAACGCUCUGAAAUAUGCAAGUUACAGCUAAAUCAGAGAAUUACAGCAGACUG
Molecule: messenger RNA, 3390 nt
Organism: Prinia subflava (tawny-flanked prinia)
Lineage: Eukaryota; Metazoa; Chordata; Aves; Passeriformes; Cisticolidae
Product: acyl-coenzyme A synthetase ACSM4, mitochondrial-like
Exons: 14
Coding region: 372-2126 (584 amino acids)
Biological process (GO): acyl-CoA metabolic process; fatty acid biosynthetic process
Cellular component (GO): mitochondrial matrix
Molecular function (GO): fatty acid ligase activity; fatty-acyl-CoA synthase activity
Source: RefSeq, a predicted model, not a curated record